Perognathus longimembris pacificus (Pacific pocket mouse) is the source of this 15606-nucleotide messenger RNA. RefSeq names its product usherin (gene Ush2a). Gene Ontology annotation, molecular function: protein binding. NCBI's taxonomy places the organism in Eukaryota, Metazoa, Chordata, Mammalia, Rodentia, Heteromyidae. The transcript has 71 exons. Bases 1 to 15606 code for a protein of 5201 amino acids. The record is from RefSeq and is a predicted model, not a curated record.
AUGAAUUGCCUGGUUCUCCUAUUGGGCUCCCGUUCCUUGUUUCAGGUCAUUGAAACAUUGAUCUUGGCCUAUUUUGCUUCAGUAUCUUUGACUUCCUCCAGGGGUCUUUUCCCAAGGCUGGUGAACGUGGGAGCUUUCAAGAAUGUUUCAAUUGUGCCAACCCACGCAGUGUGUGGACUCACAGGCCGAAGCCCGUUUUGUUAUAGCUCUGAGCCUGCUCCUAGUACCCAGCCCUGUGCCCAGAGAUUUUGUAUUCAGGAUUGUCCCUAUCGAUCUUCCUCCCCCACCUACACCGCCCUGUUCUCAGCAGGCCUGGGGAACUGCACCCUGGCGGACUGGGUUGACCUGCAUCCCGGCUCUAAGAGCAAAGCUACCAGUUUUAUUUUUGGAAAUCAUGAGAAUUGCUUUUCCUCUUUUCCUUCUCCGAAGCUGGAAGCGGCUUUGACUUUGGUUGUGUGGUUGAAGCCUGAGGAAGAAGGCCUAAUGUGCGUGAUAGAAAAGUCGGCAAAGGGGCAGAUAGUGUUCAAACUUACAAUAUCUGAGAAAGAGACCAUGUUUUAUUACCGCACAGUAAAUGGUUUGCAGCCUCCAAUAAAAGUAAUGACACUGGGGAGAAUUCUUGUGAAGAAAUGGAUUCAUGUUAGUGUGCAGGUGCAUCAGACAAAAGUCAGCUUCUUCUUCAAUGGUUUGGAGGAAAAUAGCAAAGCUUAUGAUGUGAGAACUCUGAGUGGGACCAUUGAAGACUUUGCUUCCAGUGCUAUACAAAUAGGCCAGAGUUCAAAUGGUUCAGAGAAGUUUGUUGGAAGAAUGCAGGAUUUUCGGUUAUACAAAGAGACACUUACAAACAGAGAAAUUCUGGAGGUUUUCUCAGGAGAGUUGCCCCGAUUGCACACUCAGCCGCACUGUCGCUGCCCCGGCAGCCACCCUCGUGUCCAACCAUUGGCCCAGAAAUAUUGCAUUCCCAAUGGUGCAGAAGACACAACUGAAAACCAGGUGUCCCGGCUGAAUCCUCAGGCUCAUCCCCUUGCCUUUGUCAAUGAUGGCGACGUUGAAACUUCCUGGGUUUCGCGUGUGUUCACAAACCUCACCCACUUGAACCAAGGAGUGACUAUUUCCCUGGAUUUGGAAAAUGGACAGUAUCAGGUGUUUUACAUUACUGUCCAGUUCCUUAGUCCACAACCAACAGCCAUUAGGAUUCAAAGGAAGAAGGAAGACAGCUCAGAUUGGGAGGACUGGCAGUAUUUUGCUAGAAACUGCAGUACUUUUGGGAUGGAAAACAAUGGAGAUUUGGAACUUCCUGACUCUGUCAACUGUCUUCAGCUUCCUAAUCUUACUCCAUUUUCCCACGGUAAUUUCACAUUUAGCAUCCUGAGACCUGGAUCAAAACCUCGUCCUGGAUACAAUAACUUCUGUAACACUCCAUCUCUUCAAGAAUUUGUAAAAGCCACACAAGUAAGACUUCAUUUCCAUGGACAGUACUAUACAAUGGAGACUAAGUUUAAUAUUGGACACAGAUACUAUGCUGUGAGUGAAAUCACCAUCACUGGGAGAUGCCAAUGCAAUGGCCAUGCUAAUAACUGUGACACCACAAGCCAGCCAUACAGGUGCAUUUGCUCACAGGAAAGCUUCACUGAAGGAUUUCAAUGUGACCGCUGCUUGAGCCUCUACAAUGACAAGCCUUUCCACAGAGGGACUAAAGCCCGCGUUUUCCAUUGCAAACCUUGCCAGUGCAAUGGCCACGCCCGCAGCUGCCACUAUGAUGCCUCCCUGGACCCAUUUCCUUCUGAGCAUGGGAAGGGCGGGGGCGGUGUGUGCGAUGACUGCCAGCACAAUACCUCAGGGAGGAACUGUGAGCUGUGCAAGGAUUACUUUUUUCGAGAGUCUGGUGCAGAUCCAUCAGCCAUGGAUGUUUGCAAAGCCUGCGAUUGUGACAAAGCUGGCACGAGGCGUGGAAGCCUCCUCUGUGAAAAGAUUGGAGGCCAGUGUAAUUGUAAGAGACAUGUGUCUGGGCGAGAGUGCAAUCAGUGCCAGAAUGGAUUCUACAAUCUACAAGAGUUGGAUCCUGAUGGCUGCAGCCCCUGUAACUGCAAUACCUCUGGGACAGUGGAUGGAGAUAUUACCUGUCACCAAAAUUCAGGCCAGUGCAAGUGUAAAGCAAACGUUAUUGGGCUCAGAUGCGAUCAAUGUAAUUUUGGAUUUAAGUUUCUCCGAAGCCUUCAUGGGGAUGGAUGUGAACCCUGCCGGUGUAACCUCCAUGGCUCCGUGAACCAACUCUGCCACCCUCUUUCCGGGCAGUGUGAGUGCAGAAGAGAGGUCAAAGGACUUCAGUGCGACACCUGCAGAGAACACUUCUAUGGGCUGGACAUCACGGGUUGCAAGGCCUGCGACUGUGACCCAGCCGGGUCCCUCUCAGGGACCGUGUGUGACGGGGAGACGGGCCAGUGCCGCUGUAAGCCCAAUGUCGGAGGGAGACAGUGCGAUCGGUGCUCGGCCGGCUACUUCUAUCUGCAGCAAGCGGAUGCUUUCCUCUGUCUGCCUUGUCGCUGUGCUAAGACCGCGAUGGCCAAGGCUUCUGUGCCCUGUGACCGGUUAGCAGGACAAUGUCCCUGCCAGUCAGGAGGCAGGGGUCUUCACUGCCAUCCGUGUGAGCCUCGCGGAUACAAUUUGACCGUGGGCGAUUUACACGCUUGCCCGAUGUGUGAAUGUGACUCUUUGGGGACAGUCCCCGGGACCAUUUGUGACCCCAUCAGCGGCCAGUGUCUAUGUGCACCUAACUGGCAAAACAGAAAAUGUCACCAAUGUCCAGCAGGAUUUUAUGUUUCUCCGGGCAAUGCGAGUGGCUGUGUUCCAUGUUCUUGCCAUAUACCUGGUGCAGUCAGUCAUAUCUGUGACAGCCUGACUGGCCAGUGCACUUGCCAAGAUGUUUCUACUGGAGGGCAAAACUGUGACCAGUGUGCAGCCCAGUACUUCGGGUUUGAUCCCCAGACUGGAAGAUGUCAGCCUUGUAAUUGUCAUCUCUCAGGAGCCCGGAAUGCAACCUGUCACUUGCUCACAGGCCAGUGUUCCUGUAAACAAUUUGUGACCGGCUCCAAAUGUGACACUUGUGUUCCUGACGCGAGCCAUUUGGAUGUCAAGAAUCCAUGGGGAUGCAGCAAAACUCCCUCCCAGCAACCUCCACCCAGAGGAGAAGUUCAAAGUUCUUCUGCUAUCCAUCUCUCUUGGAAUCCACCUGAUUCCCCAAAUGCCUAUUGGCUUAUGUACAAUUUAUUCAGGAAUGGACAUGAAAUCUACACAACUGAGGAUCUUUAUCCAUACAGUAUUCAAUUCUUCACAGACACUUCCUUGUCACCGUAUACCACCUAUUCAUAUAACCUCAAGACCACCAAUGUCCACGGCUCAACAAGGAGUAUGGCUGUCCUUUAUCAGACAAAGGCUGGGGUCCCAGGGGGACAUUUGAACUUAACUUACAUCAUACCGGUUAGCUCCAAUUUUGUAACAUUUACCUGGAAUGCACUCUCCAAUCAUUCUGGCCCUAUAGAAAAAUAUAUUUUAUCCUGCACUCCUCUGGAUAGCAUUCAGCCAUGUGUUGCAUAUGAAGGCCAGGAAACUUCAGCCACCAUCUGGAAUCUGGUUCCCUUCAGCCAGUACAAUGUUUCUGUCCAGGCAUGUACCAGUGGGGGCUGUUUACACAGCUUACCCAUCACAGUGACCACAGCUCAGGCACCCCCCAGAAAGCUAAAUCCACCCAAGAUACAGAAAACCAGCUCCACAGAACUUCAUGCAGAAUGGACUUCACCUCUGGACCCAAAUGGAAUAAUUAUAAGAUACGAAUUAUACAUGAGAAGACUGGGAUCUACUGAAGAAAGUCAAGUGUUUCAGAGCAGGGGCUGGUUCAAUCCUCACCCAUUUUCAAGAUCAGCUAAUGAACAUGCAGAGAAAUGGCCUCAAAUGACUGCACACAUCACUGGUUUGGAGCCAUACACGGAGUAUGAGUUUAGAGUCUUAGCUGUGAAUAUGGCUGGCAGUGUGUCUUCUGCCUGGAUCUCAGAAAGAACAGGAGAAUCAGUUCCUGUAUCCAUGGACCCUCCUUUGGUUUUUCCCAUCUCAUCGAAUUCUCUCAACAUCUCCUGGGAAAAACCAGCAGAAAAUAUUACAAGAGGAGAAGUUGUAAGGUUUAACAUCAAUAUGAUUUCUAAACAGUCACCUCAACAAUCAAUUCCAGUGUUCUUUACUCAGCUGUUGCACACUGCUAAACCUCAAGAUGUAUCUUACGUUGUAAAAGGAUUGAAACCUUAUACGAUCUACAACUUUACUGUUUCCCUCUGCAAUGCAGUUGGUUGUGUAGCCAGUGUUCCUGGAGCAGGACAGACUUUAGCAGCUGCACCUGCACGACUGAGGCCACCUGUGGCACAAGGCGUCAACAGUACCACGAUGCAUCUCAGGUGGCUCCCACCUGAAGAGGUCAAUGGGCCUGCCCCUGUGUACCAGCUAGAGAGGAAAGAAUCAUCUCUGCCAGCUCCCACGGCUGCCAUGAUCAAAGGAAUCCGCUUCAUGGGAAAUGCAUAUUGUAAAUUCCCCAGCACCACUUUCCCCCUUGGUACAGACUUCACUGGCAUUAAGGCUAGCUUCCGAACCAGGGAACCUGAUGGGCUGAUUGUCUUUGCUGCAUCACCUGGCAACCAGGAAGAGUAUUUUGCAUUGCAGUUGAAGAAUGGCCGUCCUUAUUUUCUCUUUGAUCCUCAGGGUUCAUCAGUAGAAGUUACCACAACAAAUGAUCGUGGGAAACAAUAUAAUGAUGGCAAAUGGCAUGAAAUAAUUGCUAUUAGGUACCAGGCUUUUGGUCAGAUCACUGUGGAUGGACAGUAUAUAGGUUCCUCAACCAGCCUGAAUGGUAGUACAGUCAUUGGAGAUAACACAGGUGUCUUUGUGGGAGGGCUACCUCAAGGCUACCCCAUCCUCAGAAAGGAUCUGGAGAUCACCCAAAAGGGUUUUGUGGGCUGUCUGAAGGAUGUGCAUUUCAUGAAGAAUUACAAUCCCUCUGCUGUCUGGGAACCCCUGGAUUGGCAGAGCUCUGAAGAGCAAGUGAAUGUGUGUAACAUUUGGGAGGGGUGUCCUGCUUCAUUACAGGAAGGAGUUCAGUUCCUGGGAUCAGGGUUCCUGGAACUUCACUCAAAUAUAUUUCAUGGUGGGAUAGAAUUUGAGAUCUCCCUGAAGUUCAGAACUGACCAGUUAAAUGGAUUGCUGCUUUUCAUUUACAACGAAGAUGGAUCCGACUAUAUGGCCAUGGAACUGAAAAAUGGAGUACUGAGCCUCCAUUUAAAUGCCAAUUUUACCCUAAUACAAGUGGAGCUUUGGCUGGGUCUAUCUUAUUGUGAUGGAAGGUGGAAUAAAGCAACUAUUAAAAGGGAGGGUUCCAUUCUAUCAGCAAGCAUGAAUGAAGUGGUGGAGCAUUCAUCAGAUGCUGGAGCCCAGCCACUGCUGGUGAACUCAUCUGUGUACCUGGGAGGAAUCCCACAGGAGCUGAGGAACUUCUACAGACACUUGAAUUUGGAGCAAGGUUUCGGUGGCUGCAUGAAGGAUGUUACAUUUGCACGGGGUGCUGUCGUUAACUUGGCAUCUGUGUCCAGCAGCGCUGUCACAGUCAAUCUGGAUGGAUGCCUAUCAACUGACAUCGCUCGUAACUGCAGGGGAAAUAACUCCAUCCUGGUUUACCAGGGGGGAGAGCAGAGUGUUUAUGAGCACGGGCUCCAUCCCUUUACAGAAUACCUUUAUCGACUCGUAGCGUCCCAUGAAGGAGGUUCGGGAUUUAGCAAUUGGAGUCGGGGGCGUACCACAGGAACAGCUCCACAAAGUGUGCCAACUCCCUCAAGAGUUCGAAGUAUAAACGGAUAUAAGCUUGAAGUGACCUGGGAUGAACCGGUUGUGGUGAGCGGUGUACUUGAGAAAUACAUCCUGAAAGCAUAUAGUGAGGGUGACCCUCGUUCUUCGCAGAUGCCCACGGCCCAGACUGAGUUUGUCUGUACCAGUCCCCUCACAGGGACAGGCAUAUUGACAGGUGUACUCCCCUUCAGAAACUAUGCAGUAACCCUAACGGCUUGCACCCUGGCUGGCUGUACUGAGAGCUCACAAGCAUUGAACAUCUCUACUCCACAAGAAGCUCCACAAGAGGUUCAGCCACCAGUAGCUAAAUCCCUUCCCAACUCAUUGUUACUCUCUUGGGAACCACCCAAACAAGCAAAUGGUAUUAUAACUCAGUACUCCUUAUACAUGGAUGGGAGCUGCAUCUAUACAGGCAAAGGGGAGAAUUACACAGUUACAGAUUUAGGGGUAUUUAUGCCCCACCAUUUUCUUCUCAGUGCAUGCACCCACGUGGGCUGCACCAACAGUUCCCAGGUCAUACUGUACACGGCACAGCUGCCUCCUGAACAAGUGGAUGCCCCAAUUUUGACUGUCCUGGAUUCCAGAACCGUACAUGUGCAAUGGAAACAACCACAGAAACUCAAUGGGAUUCUGGAACGCUAUCUAUUAUAUAUUUCUAAUCAUACACAUGAUUUUACAAUUUGGAAUGUCAUCUAUAACAGCACUGAACUUUUCCAGCAGCAUGUGCUGCGAUACCUUUCCCCUGGUAAUAAAUAUCUCAUCAAGCUGGGAGCCUGCACCAGAGGGGGGUGUUCACUGAGUGAGGCCAGUGAGGCCCACAUGGAUGAGAACAUCCCAGAAGGUGUGCCAGCCCCCAAAGUCCACUCCUAUUCACCUUACUCCUUUAACAUCUCCUGGACUGAGCCUGACUAUCCGAAUGGUGUGAUCACACGUUAUGGCUUAUAUCUGGAUGGUGUGUUAAUUCACAAUUCAUCAGAACUCAGCUGUCACGCUGAUGGGCUUGCUCCUGGAAGCUUCCAUUCCUUUCAAGUCCUGGCUUGCACAGCCAGAGGUUGUGCUCUGGGCCCACUGGUGGAAAAUCGGACUCAAGAAGCUCCUCCUGAAGGAACAGUAACCGUAUUUGUCAAAAUGGACAGAUCCCAGAAACCCCACGUGAGAUGGGAAGCACCUUCCUGCCCUAAUGGACGCUUAACUUACUCAGUCCUGUUCACUGGGAUUUUCUUCACAGAUAGAGCAGGUCAUAACUACACCCUCGUGAACGGCACAAAAAUCAUGCACAGUACUGAAGAGAGCAAUGUUUGGGUGAUCAUUGAUGACUUGGUUCCUUUCACUAACUACACCAUCAGAGUCAAUGCUUCCAAUAGCCAGGGCAGCUUGACCAGUCAUCCUGUAACACUCGUGAUGCCUCCGGGGGCUCCAGAUGGCCUGCUGCCUCCCAGGCUUUCAUCUGCCACUCCAACCAGUCUUCAGGUUGUCUGGUCUACACCAGCUCGUAACAACGCCCCUGGCUCUCCCAGAUACCAACUCCAGAUGAGGCCUGGCUACUCCACCCAUGGCUUUCAAGAAUUAUUUCCUCAUCCUUCAGCAUCCUUAAACUAUGAAGUGAGAGACCUCGAGCCAUACACAGAGUAUGAGUUUCGGUUGGUUGCCUCCAAUGGAUUUGGCAGUAUCCACAGUUCUUGGAUUCCAUUCAUGACUGCAGAGGACAAACCUGGACCCAUAGAUCCUCCAGUUAUUCUGGAUGUGAAGUCAAGAAUGAUGGUGGUCACCUGGCAACGUCCUUUGAAAAGCAAUGGGAUGAUCACCCAUUAUAACCUUUACCUACACAGUCAUCUGUACCGGAGGACAUCUGGGAAUGUCACUGAUUGCACGGUAAUCCAUCUACGCCCAGAUACUGCCUACGUGUUUCAGGUGGAAGCCUGUACGUCAAAAGGAUGUUCCCUUUCACCAGAAUCCAGGACUGUUUGGACACUGCCUGGAGCACCAGAAGGGAUCCCGAGCCCUGAGCUCUUCUCAGAUACUCCUACAUCUGUCAUUGUAUCUUGGCAACCACCUGCCCACCCCAAUGGAUUGGUGGAUAACUUCACCAUUGAGAGAAGAGUCAAAGGAAAGGAAGAAGUCACCACCCUUGUGACUCUCCCAAGAAGUCAUCCCAUGAGAUUCAUUGACAAGGCUCCGAUUCUUAGCCCAUGGACAAAAUAUGAAUACCGAGUAUUAAUGAGCACUGUCAAUGGAGGAACCAAUAGCAGUGCUUGGGAAGAAGUUACCACCAGACCUUCAAGACCCGCUGGGGUGCAGCCACCAACGGUGCAUGUGCUGGGAUCUGAUGUAGCCAAGGUCACGUGGAAACCCCCACUUCUCCAGAACGGAGACAUAUUGAGCUAUGAGAUCCGAAUGCCUGACCCUCACCUCACCAUAACCAAUGUGACUUCCAUAGGAUUGAGUCGAGUAAUUGAUCAUCUGAUCCCUUUCACUAAUUAUUCUGUCACCAUUGUGGCUUGCUCAGGGGGUAACGGGUACCUAGGAGGGUGCACAGAGAGUCUGCCUACCUAUGUUACCACCCACCCUACACUACCACAGGAAGUCAGUCCAUUGUCAGUGAUUCCAUUAAGUGAAUCAUAUGUGGUAAUUUCUUGGCAACCACCAUUCAGGCCAAAUGGACCUAAUUUGAGAUAUGAGCUUUUGAGACGGAAAAUUCAGCAACCACUUGCAGCAAAUCCCCCAGAAGAUUUAAAUCUGUGGCACAAUAUUUAUUCAGGAACUCAGUGGUUUUAUGAAGAUAAGGGUCUUAGCAGGUUUACAACCUACGAGUAUAAGCUGUUUGUCCACAACAGUGUGGGUUUUACUCCAAGUCCUGAAGCAACUGCGACAACAUUAGCUGGUCUUCCAGAGAGAGGGCCCAACCUCACUGCCAGUGUUCUUAACCACACAGCCAUUGGUGUGAACUGGACCAAACCAAGUUUUCAAGACCUACAGGGGGAUGUUGAAUAUUAUACACUGUUUUGGUGUUCUGCUUCCUCAAAUGAAUCUCUGAAAAUCCCCCCAGAUGUAAGCUCUUAUAUCAUUGACCACUUAAAUCCAAACACAGAGUAUGAGAUUUUUAUCUCUGUCUUCAAUGGAGUGCACAGCACCAACAGUACAGUACUGCACACAACCACCUGUGACGGGGAGCCUCAGGGCAUGCCUCCUCCAGAGGCUGUCAUCAUCAACAGUACAGCUGUACGUGUCAUCUGGCCGUCUCCUUCAAACCCAAAUGGUGUUGUCACGGAGUAUUCUGUCUAUGUAAAUAAUAAGCUGUACAGGACUGGGAAGGAUAUGCCUGGGUCAUUUAUUCUGGGAGGAUUGUCUCCCUUCACUGUCUAUGACAUUCAGGUUGAAGUUUGUACCCAUUAUGCCUGUGUGAGAAGCAAUGGAACUCAAAUCAGCACUGUGGAAGAUGUGCCAAGUGACGUACCAACCCCCAUCAUUCAUGGCAUCACAGCAAGAUCUCUUCAAAUAGAUUGGGCAUCUCCAGGAAAACCAAAUGGCAUAAUUCUUGGAUAUGACCUUUUACGGAAAGCAUGGCAUUUAUGCCCUAAAAUCCAAAAGCUAAGGAAGGACCAUAUUGGCGAUAAGGUUUGCAAGGCAGUGAAGUGUCAAAAACCUGAAGAUAUCUGUGGGCUCACUUGCUAUUUUCCUGAAGCAAAGGUAUGUUGUAAUGGAAUUCUCUACAACUUCCAGCCCGGGUACUACUGUUGUGAAGAAAAGUAUAUCCCAUUUGUUCUGAAUUCAACUGGGAUUUGUUGUGGUGGCCGAAUUCGAGAGGCACAGCCCAAUCAUCAGUGUUGCUCUGGGUAUUAUGCUAAAAUUCUUCCAGGUGAAGUAUGCUGCCCAGAUGAAGAGCACAAUCGCGUUUCCAUUGGCACUGGUGACUCCUGCUGUGGCCGAAUGCCGUACUCCUCCUCAGGACACCAGAUUUGCUGUGCGGGGAGGCUCCACGAUGGCCAGGGCCAGCAGUGCUGCGGUGGACAGAUUGUGAGACAAGAUUUAGAAUGCUGUGGGGGCGAAGAGGAGGGUGUGGUGUACAGUCCUCUUGCAGGGAUGUUCUGUUGUGGGCAGGAUUAUGUGAAUAUGUCAGAUACCAUAUGCUGCUUAGCUUCCAGUGGAGAGUCUAAAGCUCAUGUUAAAAAGAAUGACCCAGUGCCAGUAAAAUGCUGUGAGACUGAACUUAUUCCAAAGAGCCAGAAAUGCUGUAAUGGAGUUGGAUAUCAUCCUUUGAAAUAUGUUUGCUCUGACAAGAUUUCAACUGGAAUGAUGAUGAAGGAAACUGAGGCAUGUGGGAUCCUAUGCCCGGCAUCAAUGAAAGAGACAGCAUAUUGUGGCCAGUGUGACUUCAACUCUACCAGCCACAUUUGUGCUGUGACAAGAGAGCCUCACAAUUCCCAGGGGAAGGCGUCAUCUGAAGAAUUAUGUUCAUCUGCUGAAGAAACUGUUCAUUCGGGAGGUGUAGACACAUACUCCUUCACAGAUGUGAACCGGGAGCCGUACACAUUAUACGAAUACAGAGUUUCCGCCUGGAACAGCUAUGGGACUGGGUUCAGCAGACCCAUUCAAGUGCGCACCAAAGAAGAUGUCCCUCAAGGAGUGACAGCCCCCAAAUGGAGCAAAAUGGGCAAGCUUGAAGAUGCAAUUGCCCUGACCUGGAAGGAACCCAUACAACCAAAUGGUCCUAUCCUGUACUAUAGCCUUCUGCGAAAUGGGAUUGAACGCUUUCGGGGAACAACAUUGAGCUUCUCUGAUACAAAAGGAAUUCGACCAUUCCAGGAAUAUUCAUACCAGCUAAAGGCUUGCACCAUUGCUGGCUGUGCCAGCAGUAGCAAGGUAGUCGCAGGUACUACGCAAGGCAUUCCUGAGAGUGUCAUGCCGCCAAGUGUCACAGCGGCCAGUGCUGAGGCUCUGCAACUGAGCUGGAGGGUCCCAGCACAGCCCAAUGGUGUCAUUAAAGAGUACCAGCUCCGGCAGGCUGGGAGAGGCCUCAUCUACACUGAUGCUGCUGACAGGAGGCAGCAUACGGUCACAGGUCUCCAGCCAUACACCAACUACAGCUUCACACUGACGGCGUGUACAUCUGCCGGAUGCACUUCCAGUGAGCCUUUUCUAGGUCAGACACUGCAGGCAGCCCCUGAAGGUGUGUGGAUGACACCACGCCACGUUAUAGUCAAUUCUACAGCAGUGGAACUAUAUUGGAGUCCUCCAGAAAAGCCCAAUGGCCUCAUCUCUCAAUACCGACUGAGUCGUAAUGGAAGUGUGCUUUUCCUGGGAGGCAGGGAAGAGCGGAUUUUUACUGACACAAACCUAGAACCUAACAGCAGGUACAUGUACAAGCUGGAAGCCAAAACUGGAGGUGGCAGUAGCUCUAGUGAUGAAUACAUUGUCCAGAUGCCAAUUUGGACACCAGAAGCAAUACCAUCUCCAUAUAAUAUCACAGUUAUUGGGCCGUAUUCCAUAUUUGUGGCAUGGACCUUACCAGGGCAUCGGAUUCCCCAAAUUCCUGUGGAGUACAAGGUCCUGCUUGAUGAUGGUGGUAUGACACCUCUGACCUUCUCUGUUGGUCAAUCUCAGUCGACCCUUCUGGAAAAUUUGGCUCCAUUCACACAGUAUCAGCUAAGGAUACAAGCAUGUCAAAAUGGAAGUUGUGGAGUUAGCAGUAAGAUGUCUGUUACAACCUUAGAAGCAGCCCCUGAGGAUCUUCCUGCCCCGGCUCUCAAGGUGCUGGGGUCAUCUUGCAUAGAGGUGAAAUGGGUGCCACCUACAAAACCAAAUGGAGUCAUCAUCAAGUACUUUCUGCAUAGACGUCCUGCUGGCAUGGAAGAGGAAUCUCUUUUAUUCGUCUGGUCAGAAGGAGCCCUGGAAUUCACGGAUGAUUCAGAGACGUUAAGGCCUUUCACACUCUACGAAUAUCGAAUCAGAGCCCAAAACUCCAGGGGUUCUGUGGACAGCCUGUGGUCAUCCGCGCAGACUCUGGAAGCCCCACCUGGAAUCCUUCCAGUCCCCAGGGCUCGAGCUACCAGUGCACAUUCUGUCCUGCUGAACUGGAUCGAGCCAGAAGCACCCAAUGGCAUUAUCUCCCAGUACCGUGUCAUCUAUCAGGAGAGACCAGAUGAUCCAAUGUUUAACAGUUCUACUGUGCAUGCAUUCACUGUGAUGGGUACGAGGCAUGAAGCCCACCUCUAUGGGUUAGAGCCAUUCACCACCUACCACAUUGGCGUGGUGGCCAUGAACUGUGCAGGAGAAGUUUCAAGCCCCUGGACUCGGAUUCGCACUUUUGAGUCGUCCCCCAGUGGACUGGGCAACUUUACAGUUGAACAGAAAGAAAAUGGUCGGGCAUUGCUACUCCAGUGGUCAGAGCCUGUGAGAACCAAUGGAGUCCUGAAGAUGUACAACAUCUUCAGCGAUGGGCUGCUCGAGUACACAGGUUUGAAUCGCCAGUUUCUCUUCCGACGUCUGGACCCCUUCACCCUCUACACUCUGACCCUGGAGGCCUGUACAGAGGCAGGUUGUGCACACUCAGCACCCCAACUUCUCUGGACACAGGAAGCCUCUCCAGACUCGCAGUUGGCUCCUACAGUCCACAGGGUGGCGUCCACCAGUGUUGAACUGCACUGGUCUGAGCCUGUUCAUCCCAAUGGAAAGAUUAUUCGCUAUGAAGUGAUUCACAGGUGCUUUGAGGGCAAAGCUGGGGGUAAUCGGAUAACCCAGGCUGAUGAGAAAAUUGUUUUCUCUGAAUACAAUUCUGAAAGGAAAACAUUCACAUAUAACGACACAGAUUUGCAGCCAGGGACACUGUGUGAAUAUAAAAUCUGUGCUUGGAAUUCGGUGGGGAAUACCUGUAGCUCUUGGAUCGUGGUGAGAACAUUAGAAGCACCUCCAGAGACACUGUCACCACCUGAGGUAUCUUAUGUAUCGAUGAAUCCUCCAGAACUACUGAUUUCCUGGAGGCCUCCAGAGCAGUCGAAUGGCAUUAUCCAGUCCUAUAAGCUACAAAGGAAUGGAAUGCUCUAUCCUUUCUCCUUUGAUGCUGUGACUUUCAAUUACACUGACAAUAAGCUACUUCCUUUUUCCACCUAUAGUUAUGCAGUCCUGGGCUGCACAAGUGGAGGCUGCACCACUAGCAUUCCCACGCACAUCACAACCCCUGAGGCUGCUCCAUCCGGAGUCAGUCCUCCAAUUCUUUGGACCAUCAGUGCCAGCCAAAUAAAUGUAUCUUGGUCACCUCCCUCACUUCCCAAUGGAAGGAUCACUCAAUAUUUGCUUAAAUGUGAUGGCGAGGAGUACCUGGCUGGGCAGAACCUGUCCCUGCUGUUAUCUCACCUACAGCCUUACACUCAGUACAGUGUUUCCCUCACGGCCUGCACAAAUGGAGGAUGUACAACAAGUGUGUCCAAAUCUGCCUGGACAAGGGAAGCACCGCCAGAGAACAUGGAUCCCCCAACAUUGCAAGUCACUGGCUCAGCAUCCAUAGAAAUCACAUGGAAGCCCCCAAGAAAUCCAAAUGGCCAGAUGAGAAGUUAUGAACUUAGGAGGGAUGGAACUAUGGUGUAUACUGGCCUGGAAACCCGCUACCAUGACUUUACCCUUACCCCAGGUGUGGAAUAUGGCUACACAGUGGUUGCCAUCAACAGCCAAGGAAGCAUCCUCAGUCCACUUGUCAAAGAACGCACCAGCCCCUCUGCACCCUCAGGGAUGGAACCUCCAAAACUAUAUGCUAAGGGACCUCAGGAGAUCGUAGUGACUUGGGACCCUCCAGUGAAGACCAAUGGUGACAUCCUCAACUAUACCCUCUUCAUCCGUGAGCUGUUUGACAGGGAAACAAAAGCCACACACUUCCACACAACCCACAAGUCUUUUGGUACUAGGUCAUUCACAGUGAAACAGCUCAAGCCAUUUCACAGGUAUGAAGUACGAAUCCAAGCCUGCACAGUCCUGGGAUGUGCAUCAAGUGACUGGACAGCCACCCAGACCCUGGAGAUCGCACCCCUGAUGCAACCUACCCCACAUCUGGAGGUGCUGAGGGCUGGAAACGGAUUCCAACCCAUGGUUUCCUUGUGGUGGGCAGAACCCCUCCAGCCAAAUGGAAAAGUCUUGUACUACCAAUUGUACAGAAAACAAAAGGCAACUCAGCCUGAACAUCCCAGUCCAAUGUUAAUCUACAACGGGAGCUCACGUUCAUUUAUAGAUUCUGAACUAAUGCCGUUUACAGAGUAUGAGUACCAGGUCUGGGCAGUGAAUUCUGCAGGAAAAGCCUGGAGUAAUUGGACACAAUGUAGAACAGGUCCCGCCCCUCCAGAAGGUCUCAGAGUCCCCACUUUCCAUGCAAUAUCAUCUACUCAAGCAGUGGUCAACAUCAGCGCCCCUGCCAAGCCGAACGGGAAUGUCAGUCUCUACAGGCUGUUCUCCAAUGCUAGUGGAUCUCAGGCUGUGCUGUCUGAAGGCACUGCAACCCAGCAGACUCUUUACAACCUGCAACCCUUCACCACAUACUUCAUUGGCGUGGAAGCCUGCACCUGCUUCAACUGCUGCAGCAAAGGCCCAACAGCUGAGCUGAGAACUCAUCCUGCUCCACCCUCGGGACUGUCCUCUCCUCAGGUCCAGACGCUGACAUCAAGGACAGCUUCCAUCCAAUGGAGCACCCCCCUGCUAGAGAAUGGUGUCAUUCAGAGGUAUGAGCUCCAACUCUAUGUGGCUUGCCAUCCAGACUCAGCUCUGCCCUGUAAGUCCACCCAAACUGAGACAAAGUACACUGGGCCAGGGCACAAGGCGUUCCUCAAAGGACUUCAGCCAUAUACCACCUACAAGCUGAGAGUUCUGGCCCACAAUGAGGUGGGCAGCACUGCUUCUGAGUGGAUCAGCUUCAUCACUGAAAAGGAAUUGCCUCAGUACCGAACCCCAUUUUCAGUGGACAGCAACCUAUCCAUGGUGUGGGUGGACUGGAGUGACUCCUUCCUCCUGAAUGGCCGGCUCAAGGAGUAUGUGUUAACAGACGGAGGACAGCGUGUGUACAGCGGCCUGGACACCAUGCUCUACCUACCAAGGACAUCAGACCAAACCUUUGUUUUUCAGGUCACGUGUACCACAGAGGUAGGAACUGUUAAAACACCAUUGAUCCAAUAUGAUACAUCUACAGGAGUCGGCCUGGUGCUAACAACUCCUGGAGAAAAGAAGGGAUCAGGGGGCAAAAGUACAAAGUUCUACAGUGAACUGUGGUUCAUCGUCUUAAUGGCCAUGCUGGGUUUGAUCUUGUUGGCCAUAUUUCUCUCCCUACUACUACAAAGAAAAAUCCACAAGGAGCCAUAUGUCAGAGAGAGGCCCCCCCUGGUACCUCUUCAGAAGAGAAUGUCUUCAUUGAGUGCCUACCCACCAGGGGAAACUCAUAUGGGAUUAGCUGACACCAAAAUUCCCAGAACUGGGACCCCUGGGAGUAUAAGGAGCAACCCGAGCAUGUCUGUACUGCGUAUUCCAAGUCAGAGCCAACUAAGCCAGUCCUAUUCGCAGAGUUCUCUCCACCGCAGUGUCAGCCAGCUCAUGGACAUUCAAGACAAGAAAGUCUUGACUGAUGAGUCACUGUGGGAAACCAUCAUGGGCCACAGCAGGGGUCUGUAUGUGGAUGAAGAGGACCUGAUGAAUGCCAUCAAGGGCUUCAGCUCAGUGAGCAAAGAACGCACCACGUUCACGGACACCCACCUGUGA